Messenger RNA from Python bivittatus (Burmese python), 4913 nucleotides. RefSeq names its product mitogen-activated protein kinase 9 (gene MAPK9). Gene Ontology annotation, biological process: protein phosphorylation. Lineage: Eukaryota; Metazoa; Chordata; Lepidosauria; Squamata; Pythonidae. The record is from RefSeq and is a predicted model, not a curated record. Gene Ontology annotation, molecular function: MAP kinase activity; ATP binding.
ACUCAUUGCAGAGAAAAAGAUAAACGGAUGACUGAGCUACAUGAGAGAGAGUAGAAAUGAACAGGGGUGAGGGACUUCUUGGCAGGAAACCCUCCCCAGGGUGUCCUCUCCCUCCAAGAUCCUGAAAACUGCCAAAUCCUGAGAGAAAAACUACAUGACACUACAACAUGAGCGAGAAUAAAUGUGAUAGUCAGUUUUACAGUGUUCAAGUUGCAGAUUCAACAUUCACUGUACUAAAACGCUACCAGCAAUUGAAACCUAUUGGGUCUGGGGCUCAAGGCAUUGUUUGUGCUGCAUUUGAUACUGUCCUUGGAAUAAAUGUUGCUGUAAAAAAGCUGAGCCGCCCUUUUCAGAAUCAAACCCAUGCAAAGCGAGCUUACAGAGAACUAGUGCUGCUAAAGUGUGUGAAUCACAAAAAUAUAAUUAGUCUAUUAAAUGUAUUUACACCACAGAAGUCAUUAGAAGAAUUUCAAGAUGUGUAUUUGGUUAUGGAAUUGAUGGAUGCUAACUUAUGCCAAGUUAUUCAUAUGGAGCUGGAUCAUGAAAGAAUGUCCUAUCUUUUAUACCAGAUGUUAUGUGGGAUCAAGCAUCUUCAUUCAGCUGGUAUCAUCCACAGAGAUUUAAAACCCAGCAAUAUAGUAGUAAAAUCAGAUUGUACUCUCAAAAUCCUUGACUUUGGACUUGCAAGAACAGCAUGUACUAAUUUCAUGAUGACCCCAUACGUAGUAACACGAUAUUAUAGAGCACCAGAGGUUAUUCUUGGCAUGGGAUACAAGGAGAAUGUUGAUAUCUGGUCAGUUGGUUGCAUCAUGGGAGAAUUGGUGAAAGGUUGUGUGAUAUUCCAAGGCACUGAUCAUAUUGAUCAGUGGAAUAAAGUUAUUGAACAGUUAGGUACACCGUCAGCAGACUUCAUGAAAAAACUACAGCCAACUGUACGGAAUUAUGUAGAAAACCGGCCGAAAUAUCCAGGUAUCAAAUUUGAAGAACUGUUCCCAGACUGGAUAUUUCCAUCAGAGUCUGAUCGUGAUAAACUAAAAACAAGUCAAGCUCGAGAUUUACUAUCAAAAAUGCUAGUAGUAGAUCCAGACAAACGAAUUUCAGUAGAUGAAGCUUUGCGGCAUCCAUAUAUAACAGUUUGGUAUGAUCCAGCUGAAGCAGAAGCACCACCCCCCCAAAUCUAUGAUGCACAAUUAGAAGAAAGAGAACAUGCCAUUGAAGAAUGGAAAGAGUUAAUAUAUAAGGAAGUAAUGGAUUGGGAAGAAAGAAAUAAGAAUGGUUUGGUAAAAGAACAGCCUUCAGAUGCAGCAGUGAAUAGCAAUACCAGCCCUUCUCAGUCAUCAUCAGUCAACGACAUUUCAUCCAUGUCAACAGAACAAACAUUGGCUUCAGACACAGACAGCAGCCUUGAUGCUUUGACAGGAACACUUGAAGGAUGUCGGUGAUCAGCUUUGAAGAUUAAGAUUAGCAAAGAAUAUUUGCUUCUGUUGGGCCUAUAUUGCUUGUAAGUUCAUGGAGCCAAGUAGAAAACUUCAUGUUCUGCAUGUUCCUCUAAAAUAAUGCCUGUGAUUUUACUCAGUUGCAGUAAAACUGUCUGCUUAAUAUUGUAGAGUGAAAGCAACUUUGUAUCUCAAGGCAAAUGAAAUAUAAGCAUUAAUAUAACCUAUUGUGUUUUGACCUAUAUCAGGUGAGCAGUUAAAAUAACAUCAAAUGAAUUCAUGGGCAUUCUGUCAGAUUUUUUUUAAACACAUUUAUAGAACAAAUUUUAGAAAGAAAGAAAGAAAAGAGAGCGAGAGAGAAAGCAAGCAAGCAAACCAUUGUAAAUCUUGUUGAAUGUAUAUUGUUUCCGAUCUAUUUGAUUACAGCCAUUCUUAAUAUAUCUUGCUGGUAUACUCAGUACUGUAUAAUAUAGACACAAUUGUUUUUCUGUAUAGCACUCUUCUCUUGAGGCCUUUUUCUCUCCACCACCAAAUAAUAUUAUAUUCCUUCUCAUAGAAGAAGCAAACUUGUGAAUUUUUGCUUCACCUUUUACAUCUAAAUGUAAUUGUUUUUCUGAAUGUGUUCUUCCAGCACUUUUCUUUGAAGGGUAGGUGGGAUAAAUAAAGAUAGGUCUUAAUGCUUGUCUGAGUUAGGAUAUGUUUUUAAAAUAGCAAUUUUGGCAACUAUUUUUAAGCAGUUUCUAAACACUUGUAGAAACUGUGUCUCCAUUGCCUUUUCCUGGUAUUUCCAUUGAGAAUCUGAUGGUGAACUCAUUUUGGAGCUUACUUUGAGGCUCUUAAUAGAUAUACCUAUAGUUGCUUUUGAUGUGUUUUAAAGGGACCACUAUAUAGCUUAUAAUUACUUUUAAAAAUUCACAUCUAGAAAAAAUUGAAAUGCAUUAAAAAAAGUGAAAGGGACUAUUUUUAGAACUAAACCACACAAGUAAGAUUACAGGUAGUCUUCGCUUAACAACCCUAAUUGGGACCGGAAUUUCUGUCACUAAGAGAAGUGGUCAUUAGGCAAAAUAUCAUGUGACCCCACCACUUAGUGACAGCAGUUCUUGUAGUCUUGGUUGCAGUCAUUAGAUGAGGAUCUCACACUUCUCUUGCUUGCCACACUUGCCUCCGCUUCAACUCCCCCCAACCUGCCUUUCUCCCUCCAUCUGUGCCCUUUUGUCCACCUUGCAUUCCACCACCGCCACCUACCCCACCACUACAGCUGACCUCCACCAUCUUCUUCCUCCCACUGCUGAUGAGGCAUGCUGCGGUUGUAAAUGCCUGUGGGCUGCCAAGCACCCAAAUUUUAAUCGCAUGACCACAGAGGCGCUGCAACAGCCAUAAUUUUGAAGACCGGUUGUAACUACAAUUCAUUCAGCACCAUCAUAAUUUCAAAUGGUUGCUGAAUGAAUGCUUGUUAAGCAAGGACUACCUGUGGUUAUAUAAGUAACAUACAGAAUAUGUAAAUGUGUGUGUGUGUGUUUUUACAAAAGCCCGGUCUUGAGUGUGUUUGCUCUGGUUCAAUUUCUUCCUAGCUCUGAGCAUAAGCAAAGUUUAUUUAACAAGAAAAUAUUUAUGCGACUGUGUAGGUAGAUUGGCAGAUGAACACUGUGUUUUAGGGAAGUUAUGGUAGAUGGAAUAAAGUUGUGAAUCAAAGCCAGGUAUUACAGAUAUUGCAGAUUUCUAGACUCGGGGAGGGGCAGUUCUUAGAAGAGAUUGGGAAAGUUAUAUUGUAUAUUGCCACCUUCUUUCUCUGGCACCAGCACUUUACUAGCAGCACAAUCUUAUGACUGGGAAUAAGCCCUAUUAAGUUUAAUAGUAUAAGUGUGAUAAAGGAUUGCAGCAUAAAUUCACUAUUUUUAGUGAGAAUGUUCUUCAGCAAUAGGUGCUUCAAAAACACACUUGCAGAAUGGGCCCCACACUCCUGAUUUCUCCCGUUAGAAUUUGUCAUCAGGUCUUAUGGCUAUUUCAGAUACUCAUGCAAUUUUAUCACUUGGUAGUUGCAACUGUACGUAUUAAUUGCCUUCCUUAAACAUUCUCCCUCAGAUAUGAGAUCACAUGAAAUGUCUGUGAUGGCUUACAUUACAUGUUAGCAGUUAAAAGAAAAAUCCAUGUUCUGUUCAGAUUUAUCCUUAAAUGAAUGGAUUGGUAAAUGGAUUGCUUUUUUAUCAAAGUUGUUUACUUGUUUUCAACAGACCUUAAUUCCAAAUAUAUAUGUUUAGGAAAGAAAAACUUGAUUUUUUUCCCCCAAUGGAUAUCCUAAAAUGUAUUUUCAGAAUAUUUUUCCUCAUGUACAGUGAUCUGCUUUUUUUUACUUGCAGCUUUUUCACCACAAUUAUUGUCAUACUUACGUGUGACUUUUCUGGGAAGCAUGAGAGAUUACAGUAUAGGAAAGGGCUAGGACUGAAAAGUUACAGUGCAUCCUGAUUGUCAUAUAAGAUAUGACAUAUGUAAUCUAUACACAGUAGAUUAUAUGAUGUAUAAAUCACAUAAUCUAUUAUUUGCACUGUCAAGACACUUCAGAAAAGAAUAUUAAUAAGUAAAAUUAAAUAAAAACAUAUCUGAUUGCUAAUUAAAAUGGGAAGCGAAGCAAAGAGACUGAAGGGAAGGAACAAAGAAAGGAGUUUAACCAUAACCCCUAAAGCAUAAUUCAUAAAGUUGUUCAGCAUUCCACCAACUAUUUUGAAAUAAGAUCCUGCAAAUACCCUCUCCUUUUCCACAAAACCCAUUUAAUUUACCUAUAUGAAAUUUUGGAGGAGCAUUUCUCACUAUAAGUGCUAUCAGUUUUGAAAUGUAAUAGUGUGUCCCAAAAUAGCGAAGUUUUCCCCUUUGCCAGUGUUCUGUCACAUUUAGCACAUGCCAUCUCCUUGUGAAAAGAUAGGUUUGCUCUAGAAUUCAUCCCCUUCUGCCAAACAGCCAUAAAGCUACGGUUAUAUUUUUCUUAUGCUAUACUGGGGUGAUUAAACUUUUUGAAAUUCACUGUGGAUCUGGAUCCCAGUAAGGCUGUAUUUAACCAAAGGGAGGAGGAGAGUAGCAGCUUGACAAGAAAUACUUGUAUUUUAAUUGAAUUAAUAACUACUAAUGAAAACUUAUUGCCUGUAAAAUUAGGUAUGUCAUUCACAACAUUAAUUGAUCCCCAUACCAACAUUCACACUUACAUAUAACACCCCAUCACGUACAGAAACAUUCAAGUACACAGAUGUAUUUGUUCCCUUCCUUCUUUCCAGCAGAAGCCAACAAAGAAUAUGUAAUAGAACCAGAUGAAUAUAGAAUAAGAUGAAGGGAUGCCUGCACUAGGAGUGGAAAGAAAGAGAAAGGGUGGGAGAAGACUGGAUAGAGAUUAGGUGGUGGGAAGAGGUUGCUAGACAGAGAAGGAAAGAAAAGAAAAGAAAAGAAAAAAGAGAACCAGUUAGGGUUAAAAUGUUUAAAUUUAAGCUAAUC